Raphanus sativus (radish) is the source of this 1246-nucleotide messenger RNA. Its product is annotated as F-box/kelch-repeat protein At5g49000-like. The record is from RefSeq and is a predicted model, not a curated record. Gene Ontology annotation, molecular function: protein binding. NCBI's taxonomy places the organism in Eukaryota, Viridiplantae, Streptophyta, Magnoliopsida, Brassicales, Brassicaceae.
AGUCAAACCAAAAUAGCUAAUCCAUAAAGAUACAUUCUCUGUAGGUCGGAAGCUCUUGUUUCGUUGGCGUCAAUGUCGUCCCCUAAGAAUAAGAAGAAGAGGAAUAAGCCGUUGCUUAAUCCAUCGACUUUGUUUCCGCUAACGACCGCAAACUUGUCACUUCCUGAUGAUUUGCUAUUGAGCUGCAUCGCACGGCUCUCUAGAUUGUACUACCCGACUCUCUCCCUCGUUAGCAAAAGCUACCGAUCUCUCCUUGCUUCUCCGGAGCUUUACAAAACCCGUUCCCUUUUAAACCGCACAGAGAGCUGUCUCUAUGUUUGCUUACGUUUCUCUCCUGACUGUAACCCUAGAUGGUUUACUCUCAGCCGGAGACCUAAUCGAACCCUAGGUAGGAAUAAUAAGUUUAGUAACUAUCUUUUGGUUCCAGUCACAUCUCCCCAUGCUACGUCUGUUCGGUCGAGUUUAGUCGCUGUUGGUUCUGAUAUCUACGAGAUAGGCGGACUCAUCAACGGCGUGCCUUCCUCUAGCGUCUCGGUUCUUGACUGCCGGUCCAACUUGUGGCACCAGGCUCCGAACAUGAAGGUGGGCAGGACGUUUCCAUCAGCAGAAGUCAUUGAUGGAAAGAUACUUGUUAAAGGAGGUCUUGAGCUUAAAGACGUGAAUUCAGCCAAGUGGGUAGAGGUUUUCAAUCCAAAUACUCGAACUUGGACGACUGUGUCAUUUACAUGUGGAUCUAAAGAAUGGCAGUCACAGUAUGAUAAUGGAAUGGCAUCGCAUUCAUCUUCUUUUUGCCUGGUCGAUGACGUGUCUUAUUCAUUUGACCACGGAAAGUUAAAAUGGUUUGAUGCUAAGGUAGGAGAUUGGAGAUUCAUAACGGGGUUGGAAGGUCUGCCUAAGUUUCUUUUAGGUUGUAGGACUUCUUGGCAUGUUCACUUGGCGGAUUAUGGUGGAAAGAUGGUGAUUUUAUGGGAUAGACAUGAUCGUUCUAGCAAUUGUCAGGGAAGGACUAUUUGGUGUGCGGUGAUUUCCCUGGAAAGGUGUAGUAGUGAAGAGAUUUCGGGGACCCUCGAGUGGUCUGAUGCAGUGCUUAAAGUCCCCAAAUCUUUUGAGUUCGUGCAUGUUCUUGCUGUCACAGUUUGAUGGAAAGACAAUUGAGACGUGUUGAAUAAAUCAGAACAAUUUUCAGUCUUAUGCAUGACUGGUCUCUGUGUCUUUAGCUGUUUUUUUUUUACUUGUAAAACCUCUA